AUGUCAGUGAAGAAGAUCGAUAUCACCUCGGAUGUGAAUUGUCCUUUUUGUUUAAUAGGUGUCAAGCAGAUCCUCAAUGCCACCGAAAAGUACAAAGCGAAACAUCCUUCGUCCCCCGACUUCCAAAUCCGACUUCUGCCUUAUCGGCUGGAUCCCAAUUUAACUCCUGAGCCAAAAUCUAGAGAGGAAUAUUAUAGGAAGAGAUUCGGUGAUGCGAAAGCAGAGAUGAUAUUCAAGACUAUGGGUCCUAAAUUAGAAAGUAUGGGUUUCAAAGCCGACUUUGGCGGUACAUUAUCUUCAACACAUUUAGCACACAGAUUACAGACAUAUGCUUUAUUGACGAAGCCAAAUAAUCAAGUACCAUUAGCCAUGGAUGUGUUUGAAGGAUUCCACGGAUACAAAAAAGAUCCUUCCGAUAAACAAUGGUUAUCUCAAUUAGCUACCAAACAUGAGAUCUUCCAAACGGAAAAAGAAGCCUUGGAUUGGUUAAAUGGGAAUGAAUGUGAUGAAGAAGUCACAAAGGGUUAUUUGAUAGCUCAAAGAUUAGGUGUAACUGGUGUACCAUUCUUUGUAUUUCAAGAUAAAUAUGCAGCUUCGGGUGCUAUGGGUGAAGAAGAGCUCCUUAAGCUGCUCGAGGAGAUUGAUCAACGAGAAAGCACGCCUACGCAAGGAUCCAAUGGCCUUCUUGCUCAAGGAGAUUCGUGCGCUCCCAUCUGCAGCGUUCAUGGAGAAACGUGCAAGAUUGCCCAUGAAGCAUAA
Messenger RNA from Kwoniella shivajii, 759 nucleotides. RefSeq lists its product as uncharacterized. Gene Ontology annotation, molecular function: oxidoreductase activity. Bases 1 to 759 code for a protein of 252 amino acids. The record is from RefSeq and is a predicted model, not a curated record. The transcript has 5 exons. Lineage: Eukaryota; Fungi; Basidiomycota; Tremellomycetes; Tremellales; Cryptococcaceae.